This is a messenger RNA of Misgurnus anguillicaudatus (oriental weatherfish), 1310 nucleotides long. NCBI's taxonomy places the organism in Eukaryota, Metazoa, Chordata, Actinopteri, Cypriniformes, Cobitidae. The record is from RefSeq and is a predicted model, not a curated record.
AGCGCCGCGGUGGCUGAUGGGUACUGCCGCCAUAUUGUGAGGCCAUCGACGUUCCGCUGGCAGACGCGAAUACGGACCGCUAAAAUAUAAAGUGUACAGUGUCAUUUCGAUUACUUUUUGAAGUUAUGGGAAGAACUUGUUGUGUUGUCGGUUGUAAUGUCCGUUCACACGACCGACAGGGUAAGAAAUUAGACAACGCAUUGUCUUUCUUUAGCUUUCCCGUCUGGAGGCAGAAUCAAGGAAGCUAUGUGUCUGAUGUGACGAAGAGACGCCGGCUGUCUUGGAUAUCAGCCGUAAGACGAACAGACAUCAAGUUUUCCAGCAUCCCACGAUCGUUAAAAGUGUGUUCCAGACAUUUUUAUUCAGGUAAACCAGCAUAUGAAAUGGAUGAGUCCAAUCCUGACUGGGCUCCAACACUGCACCUGGGACACUCUGAAGUGCGUGCUACCAAAUCAGACCGGUAUUCUCGCCGAUUACAACGACAACAAAUGACCGUGCCAGUAGCAGUAGACGAAAGCGACUCUCAAAUGCAGGGAGAAACCACUGCAGAAGAUGAAGAAAAAAGAAAACAGGUGGAAGCAGCACAAGAAAAGGAAGGUGAUGACCAGGCAGAGGCAGAAGUGGCAGCAGAUGCGGGAGGUGGUGACCAUGCAGAGGUGGGAGCUGUAGAAGAUGAAUGUGGAGAAUGGGCGGAUGUGGAAGACGCAGAGGAUGAGGAAUGUGAAAACCAGGCAGAAGAUGAAACAACAGUUAAGAGACCAAGAACAGAGUGUCAGUUUUGUGAGCGCAACAGUGCAGAAAUCAACCGUCUGUUGCAGGAGAACAGGGAGCUUAGGAGUGAGCUGAACAAGAGAAAGAUGGAUGAGGAAUUUUUUAAGGGUAACACAAAUAAGGUCAGGUACUACACAGGAAUUCCAUGCUUUGCCAUUUUAUUGUCAGUGUUCACCAAUGUUAAGCCUUUCCUGCCAGUUAACAAAAAGUUGUCAUCCUUUCAAAUGCUUUGGUUGACACUCAUACGUCUGAGGCUUGAUCUUCCUGUACAGCACCUUGCCCAUCUCUUUAAUGUUUCGCGUACAACUCUUUCCACUGCCUUUACUGACACCAUAGAUGUUUUGAAUGCACGGCUUAAUCCAUUGGUGUGCUGGCCAGAGAGGCAUUGCUUACAAGCUACAAUGCCACAUCAAUUUUUGGAAGCUUUUGGGAAACGUGUUGCUAUUAUAGUCGACUGCUUUGAAAUACGCACAGAAAGGCCAUCAAAUCUAAAGGCACGUGCACAGGCCUUUUCUCAUUACUAGGGUACACACACCAUA